This is a messenger RNA of Scatophagus argus, 5014 nucleotides long. RefSeq names its product ankyrin repeat and LEM domain containing 1 (gene ankle1). Gene Ontology annotation, molecular function: protein binding; endonuclease activity. Lineage: Eukaryota; Metazoa; Chordata; Actinopteri; Scatophagidae. The transcript has 9 exons. The record is from RefSeq and is a predicted model, not a curated record. The coding region runs from base 375 to 3899 and encodes 1174 amino acids.
GGACUUCCGCUUCCUACCAACAAAGAGAAUAGUGUGCGUCGUUGUUGGAGGGAAAUUCAAUCACAAUAGUCGCGCAGCUUCUCGAAAGUUGUUAUUACGUGGAUAAAUCACUGGCUUUUAUAUUUUGAAACAGUACAUCUCUCCACGCGUUUAAGGGACAAAAUUAAGGAUAAUACACAUAAGCCGUUGGCUAACUGUAUUUAAAAUCGUAACGUUAGCUUGCUAGGUACGGGCACACUAAUAGCACUCUGUCGCUAUUUGUUUAGCAAGCUAGCUUCGAAAUUAUCAUAACUUGCAGCUCGGGUUUCGACCAUGGGCUAAUUCAGAAAAUGUUAAUAGCUAAUCUUUAAACGGAUAACGCUGGAUGGACGGUCAUGGAUCGAAAGACGACGAGGCUCGAAAGUCAACUGUGUAAAGCUGUGAAAGAUGGAGAACCUAGAUCUGUGCAGCUUCUUCUUUCACAAGGUGCACGUCCCGACCUGGUGGGCAGAAAAGGGGUUGCUGCGAUACACUUGGCUGUUGGCAAAGAGACUGAAAAGAACACACGCUGCUUGAAAAUGUUGCUUCAACAGGGAGCAGACCCCAAUAUCAGGUCAUCAGACGGCCUGACCCCUCUUCAUAUUGCUGCACUGUGGGGGUGCUAUCAAAAUCUGAAGCUGCUCUUGAUGAACGGAGGGAACCCAAACAGUAAAGAUAAUGAAGGGAAUACACCAGGCCAGCUCGCGGAGAAAGAAGAGAAUCGAAAAUGUGCCCAGCUCCUUCAGGAGUUUCAGAGCAGCUCAGUGGACACAGAGGAGGACCACUUACCUCAAUUCCAGUACUCUGUGUAUUCAGACCAAACUGACAUGUCCAGUUAUCCCGAAUCAGACUACAGCUUCAGUUCCCACUCUUCUAUGAUAAGUGACUUGGGUGAAGCCCCACUGAGUAGCACAAGGCGCUCAUCAUUUUUCAACAUGUCUAAUAUUAAUGGAAGGCCAAGUUUCAGAGCAAUCUCAUGUAACAGGCUUUCUUAUAUGGACGUUAAGAGGGAUCACUGGAACAAUUCCUCCUCACAUUUUGCAUCUGAAGGCCACUCCAUACUGUCAAGCACUCGCAUGUCUGCGUUGGGACCUGCAGUUGCGAUGCAGAUUCUUAACAAGGAUGAUGUGUGCACACAUGAUGAUGUACUCACAUCAAAAGUCAAUGAACAUGCUGCUGCAACUAAUGGCGCAACCUCUCCCUCUACAAGAGAAACUCCCCCAUCAUUUCCACCUAGGUGUGUGAGCCGCAAGAGUGUGAGCUUCAGAGAUGUAGAUGAAUAUUUCCCAGUUUUUAGUCCUGAAUCACCCAAACAGCAGCCUGCUGUUUAUGACAGCCAGUGCACCAGCAACUUACCUUUUGACCUGUCAGAGUAUUCUGAUUUCCUGGAUUCAGAACGCAUGGCUGCCGUUUUACACAGGCAGGGCAUCGACGUCACAUCUCCGGAUCACGUUUAUGUUUUUUGCAGGGAGAGUAGUGAAAGCACAGAAGAAGACAUGGAGAAAACAGUCAUCAGCCACUGUGCUUUAGAGGAGAGUGAUGAUGAAAGGGAAGGAGAACAUGUGAAAGAGGCUCAGGUAAAGAAACCAGAACAGCCAGCCUGCUUCCGUGUUGGCAGCAGCAGCAGUGGGACAGGUAGCAGUCGUUAUAGCAGCUGUGACAGCGACCAUUAUACCAGUGCUCUUGAUGUCUCUGUUCACCCCAAACAUCUUUUACUCCCUUCAGUAGAGGAGGUUUCUGUUGGGGCUGAAUCUGAGAAAAAGAUUCAGAUUUCGUCAGGUCCUGAUCUAAGGCAAGAUGAGAAUCUUCCACCCGUUCAAACUGAACUCCACGUAGAUUCAAAACCUGAAAUCAGAGAGCAUUUGCCGUGUGUACUUGAUAAGUUAAAACACCCACACAAUGAUGAAUUUAAAGCUUGUAGUGGUGCUGUUGUGGACUCUUCGAGUGAAGGUGGCAUUGAUAAGCCAGUGAAUGAUGCCACUGAAGCAUUACAGGACAACUUUGACCUUACAUUCACACCAAGUCCUUUUGUAACAGGCAGGACUCGCUCGAGGUUGAGUCGCUGCUCACUGAGAACAAGCAAAACGCCUGAGAGCUUGCUCUUCACGUCUUCUCUGUUUGAAGAAACCCUCCCUACACCAGUUCGGACACAUCGCCAGACACCCAGGUUACAGAGCAGUAACGACUAUCUCAGUUCGCCGCAUGUACCUUGUUAUACAUCUUAUUCAGGUAGUAGCACAGGAGGAGACUCCUUGCCUGCUGAUUGCCAGGACACACAGUCCAGCACCCUCAGAGCUAAUUCAAGUGUUAGUAAUAGCCAAGCUGACACUCUGAUUCUCUCCAAGAGCGUAACUGACUCUGUGGCUGAAUCACAGACUUUGUCUGGCACAAUCAUACUGGAGAAAAACCAGGACUCUUCAGUGGAUGCUUAUGAAAGAAAUCUUGCAGAGGUUAUUCUGGCUAUGCAAGGCCACGAUCUUGCUGAAAGCGGGGAUUUUCUCACUGAUGAUCUGACAACUACAGAUGAGUCAGCAACAAAGAGAAACGUGAAUGAUGCCCCUGGUAAGGACAAAGUAGACAACCUAAAAAAUGAAGAUGUGUGGAUCACUGAAGACUGUAGCUCUCAGGUAGACUCUGUGUCAUCUUCAUCCAGCUCCAGCUAUUUUUCCCCAAGGAGGUCCAGGGAGGACUCUGACCUACCUUCCACUCCAGGCACAGGAUGCACCCCCAGGUACAGCAUGAGUCGUCUGUCAAGCUGCUGCAGACCACAGCGCCUGGCUAAUCUGUCUUACACCCCCGGAGGGCGUCCGCUCAUUCAGGAUCUGGACGAACCAGUGGAGUAUCUCUACACUGAUAUGGAACAGGGCCACAAGCUGAUUGAGACCCACGUUCCACCUACAGCAAACACCUCACUCAGCUCCAGCAUGAGCACCAGCAGCAGUGAGGAAACCAUCCUUUACGACUGGAGAUCCAUGCAGAAUGACAUAAUGAAGAACAGAGAAAAGGAGAACCAGAAGCCCCCGAUGGCGUUACAGAAGGAGGAAAAUGAUGAGGAAAAUUUGUUGCCUGAGACCAAAGGGAUGACUGACAAGGAGCUCAGAAUAAGGCUAGUAGAGCUGGGGGAGAGCCCAGGGCCUAUCAGCAGUCGAACCAGGCCCACCUACAUGCGACGGUUGUGUCGUCUGUUGCAUUCUGAAUCAAACUCCCAAUCGCCACAUCACAGGAAGCAGUUAGACCAGCCACAGACAGAUUUGGGUUAUAGUCCAGAAAUGUGUCAGGCCUUGCGGACCUUCGAGCUGCCUGAUUGUCAGGCUGAUGAGCAGGCUUUGUGCCAGCAGUUCGACCAACCAGAUCAAAACAGAAAGUGGAGGGAGGGCGUCAUCAAGUCCAGCUUCAACUACCUGCUGCUCGACCCAAGAGUGACAAAAAACCUCCCAUUUCGCCGUCACACCAUGACUCCACAGGAGUGUUUCCAGACAUUUAUCCGCGCUGUAUUUUAUGUGGGCAAAGGAAAACGCUCCCGCCCCUACAGCCAUCUGUAUGAGGCUUUAGAGUACUACAAAGGAGACAAGACCUCCAAGAAAUUGUGCCCCAAAGUGCAGCAUAUCCUCCAGGUGUGGAACGCCGAGCAGGGUGUCAUCUCUCUGCAUUGUUUCCAAAAUGUCAUACCAGUGGAGGCUUACACGAGAGAGGCCUGCAUGGUGGAGGCCAUUGGGUUGAAAAUGCUCACCAAUCAGAAGCGAGGAGAUUUUUACGGCGUGGUGUCCAACUGGCAGAUGAAGAAGAAGCGGGAGCUGGGCAUCCACCUGCUCUACCGGGCCAUGCAGAUCUUUCUGGCUGAGGGUGAGAGACAGCUCAGACCAGCAGACAUUCGACAGUAGUGACCCCUGCUGGAGUAUAGUGUGAACUGCAGCAAAAUGCCCACGCACAGAGAGGGAAAUGCCACUGGUUCUGAGUACAAAGCUCUUCCUCUUUGAACAAUUUUUUUACAACAUUAAGAUCUCCUGAGGGCUUACCCAGAAUUACCUGUCUUUCUGCUAUAAAUGAUCUCUUCAUCCCACAGCAUAUAUAUACUUACAUAAUAUACAUAAUACAGUUUGUCCAACAUCUGACAUCCUCUGCUAAUAAUCUACAUCCUUUCUACAACUUGAACAAGAUCAUCUCUUUUGUUUUCCUUUUGAAAGUGUCUGCUUAAAGAUCCCACAUUUCAUUUGUGUUUAACAAAGACGCCCGAUUUUUGUUUUGCAAAAACUGGGCAGAAUCAGGUAGAAAUACAUAUAUUGUAUAUAAUGUCUUAUUUUGUUUUAUGUGGAUUGUAGAUGCAUUCACCCAUUACAUUGCUUUGAAUUAUCUGCCCAAGUAUGCCAAAAAUAAUGAGUCAUUCAAAAAAGGGUGAAAUAAUUUAAUUGGUAGCACAUGAACACUUUGGAUGUUAGCACACUGUUUGACAGUGAGUUUGUGUUCGUUCACAUCACUGGGUUACAGGUGUUAUCUGGUGUCACCCUCACAAUUUUAUUAGCUGGUAAAAUCAGCGAGUCUUUAUCAAGAUCUUAAUCAGUUAAAAAAAAUUCUUAAUUGAAGCCACCUUUUUCAUGAAAACAUGCCUCACAAUCUCCUUUCAUAGUCUUUACUUUAAUGUCCUACGCAAUAAGCUUCAAAACAUUUCAUUAUCCUUGCUUGGUAAAAUACUUGAUCAAUUAUCUUCAAGCUGCUCAUUUUAAUUUCACACAAAAAGCAUUAAUGCUAACAAAUGAAACCAUUUUUUAUUUUGGAGAUAUACUUUUUAAUGUCUCAGUUCUUAGGUUGAAAAAAAAAUCAAAGCAUGAGAUCGUUGUAAAGUCAUAUUAAAACACCUGGUCUAUAGAAUAAUAGAAUACGUUGAAAAUAAUUAUGUAGAAAAACAGUAAUACCAUUGUGAAACUGUUAAUACAAUGAUUAGAUGUGUUUUGAUAGCUCUUAAAAUAAAGCCCCUUCAUUGUGACCAUACAUGUAAUAA